UACCUCGUGUGAGGUUUCCAGUAGGGCUGCACAUUUAAUCGAAAUGAAAUCGAAUGCGUGCAGCGUUUUUUAUUAUUAUCUGUCUCCGCAAGUUUCAUAAUAAUAACGCAGAAUACAAGAUGGGGUAUAAUUCAAACAUCUUUAUUAAAUGAAUGCUGAGCAAACAGCAUUAACAGUAACACCAGUAGAGUCCAGAAACAUCUAUUUAUAGACCCUUUUACUGUUUGUACACAAUGAUGACGUGGCAACGUAUGCGCGCGCAUAUUGGCAACGGAAGUAUGGCGAGAAUCAACUGCGUGUCAAGCUACGCGAGCGGAUUAAGCGACACAGACAGAGACAUUUAUUUCAAAAAGUUGACUUUAUCAAAUGGUAUCCGGCUACCAGAUCCGUGUACUAUAGUGGAGUGGAUAGAAGACGUUAGCAGAUGGCCAAAUAUACAGUGGCCAGAUAUAUAUACGUAUUUAGUUGAGAAACCGAGCGUGUACACCCGAGAGAAAUUACGAGCAUAUAAAUCACUGGAUGCUUAUGAAUACGUUGUCUGUGGUCAUGUACAGAACGUCAAAUACCAUGACAUAGACUCAGAGUUUUGUGUGUUGAAAUCAGAAAUUCUUCCUAGUCAAAGACAAGGACACAAGACAACGAUGUAUGAGGCUUGGGUUAUUAUCAACCAGCGGGAGAACUACGUCCUCACGGCGAACUGCACCUGUAUGGCGGGUGUUGACAGAUGAUGACAUCCGGGAACUGCAGGUUGUGGACCCCUGUGCUGCAGUGCUGACAAGCCUGGAAAAUAGUGACACAGACACCGCAUCAUCUGACACUGAUUCAGAGGAGCAUCCUGACUUACCUGAGCCAUUGACUGCUUUAUUUGAUGUAACACUCAGGGAACUCUCACCACAGGAAAUGCAGGUGAAAUAUGAGGAUACAUUUCACAGACUUAAAACUACACCACAACCUCAUCAAUGUGAGAAACUGGAAUUUGUGACACGGCAACAGUCAAAGUCAAAGGACUGGUACACCUAUAGGGCUGGUCGAAUCACAAGCACUAAAUUACACCAAUCGACCACAACUGACAAGAUCAGAAAAACAUACCUAAACGAUAUAAUGCAGUAUAAAAGAACAGAAUUAAAUGUCCCAUCUGUGCUCUUGGGUAAGAACAUGGAGGAAACGGCAAGACAAGCCUACACUGCAUAUAUGUCCCAAAGCCAUCCAGAUUUCAGCGUCAGCUCAUGUGGCUUAGUAGUGAAACCUUCUGAGCCACACCUUGGAUCAUCACCAGAUGGGAUAGCAAGAUGUACCUGCUGUGGCAAAGGGGUGGUAGAGAUCAAGUGUCCCUACAAAUACAGCGAUAGCCUUCAAGGAUGUACAAAAGAUGAGCAGUUUUGUUUGGACUAGUCAUUCGCAUUGAAGCAUUCACACACAUACUACUGUCAAUGUCAACUUCACAUGUUUGUGUGUGAUGUUAAAUAUUGUGACUUUGUGCUGUGGUCCAAGAAGGAGUUCAUUGUGCAACGUAUCCUAAGAAAUGAAGAGUUUUUGAAGGAGGCUUUGCCAAAAGCACAAGACUUCUUUAUCUUGAGUGUGUUGCCUGAACUACUGACAAGAAGACAUGACCCUGUCUUGGUAUCACAGAGAGCUUGGUAUCACAGAGAGCUUGGUAUCACAGAGAGCUUGGUAUCACAGAGAGCCUGCAAAUACUGUGAAAGGCCAGAUUUUGGAAAAAUGAUCAUCUGUUUUAAAUGCAGCAACCACGUUCACUACACCUGUGCACACAUAAAAAGGAAGCCAGCAACAUGGUUAUGUAGGGAAUGUCUGAGAGUUGAUGUUUGAAUGAUUACAUUUAGGACUGGGAAAUGUUUUGUAUUGUGUUAUGAAUCUGGUCCAUAUUACCCAGACCUACAUUUAUUGUUUUCCUUAAUUUUUUCCCUACAUUCAUUAUUUUCCAUCAUUCUUUCCUACAUUUAUUCUUAUUCUUCACCCAGACCUAAAUUUAUCCUUUUCCUUACAUUUUAUGUUGUUGUUAUUGAUUGCUGUGUGUUGACGCACUUCUGUUUAAAGUUUUAUUUUGUAAUGCUAUAGUACUUUAAUAGUAACUAUGUUGCUUGCAUACAUUGCAAUUAAACUACUAAUAACA
Molecule: messenger RNA, 2131 nt
Organism: Xyrauchen texanus (razorback sucker)
Lineage: Eukaryota; Metazoa; Chordata; Actinopteri; Cypriniformes; Catostomidae
Exons: 2
Coding region: 646-1392 (248 amino acids)
Source: RefSeq, a predicted model, not a curated record